CCCCCCUUCCUCACCCCCUCCUCACCUCCACAACGCGUUAUACAUACAUAAAUAAAUAUAUAUAUAGCAGUGUGUAUCUAUUUCCAUUUUCACGCAGAAAACACACACAUCUGGGUGUAACACCAUUUUUCCCCGAGAAAAGCGCCCCCCUUUUUUUUCUCUUCCCUGUCAAUGUGUUUUCCUUUUCUUGUAAUAUAGAAGGUAGAGCGAGGGGUAUUUCCGGUAAAUAAAAUAUUCUUCGGAAAAUCUAAUCCUAUUAAUUUUCACAUUUAACAGAAGAACAGAAAAAAAAUUAAAUUAUUUUGGGCGGAGAGAGAAGAAAAAAAAAUGGGGAGAAGGCGAUUAAUACUCCUCGGAGUACUGUGUGCAGCUCUAGUGUGUGUAGUGUGUGCUGCGGCGGCGGCGGCGGCGGAGGAAGAAGUUCAGCACAGAAACGCAUACGCAACGAUGAUGUACAUGGGUACGCCGCGGGACUACGAGUUCUACACGGCGACACGUGUCAUGCUUAGAUCGCUCGGAGAUCUUAAGGUUGAUGCUGAUCUCGUCGUCAUUGCCUCCAUGGAUGUACCCCUCCAUUGGGUACAAGCUCUAGAAAAGGAAGACGGGGCGAAGGUGGUGAGAGUGGAGAAUCUGCACAAUCCGUACGUAAAACAAUCGGAAUUCGAUUGGAGAUUUAGGCUAACACUAAACAAACUUUACGCAUGGAAGCUCGUUGACUACGAGAGAGUAGUCAUGCUCGAUGCAGAUAAUCUCUUCCUCCAAAAAACCGACGAACUUUUCCAAUGUGGACAGUUUUGUGCUUCCUUCAUCAACCCAUGCAUCUUCCACACCGGCCUUUUCGUUUUGGAGCCAUCGAUGGAGGUGUUCAAUGAUAUGAUACAUCAAAUAGAGAUAGGAAGGAGUAACCCUGACGGAGCCGACCAAGGUUUCAUCGGAGGCUAUUUCCCCGAUUUGCUCGAUCGGCCAAUGUUUCAUCCUCCGUCAAACGGCACUAAGCUCGAUGGUUUCUAUAGGCUUCCUCUCGGUUAUCAAAUGGACGCUUCUUACUAUUAUCUCAAGCUCCGGUGGAGUGUACCAUGUGGGCCCAACAGUGUCGUCACUUUCCCUAGCGCUCCGUGGUUGAAGCCAUGGUAUUGGUGGUCGUGGCCGGUUCUCCCUUUGGGCAUCGAUUGGCAUAAACAACGCCUUAAAACUCUAGGGUACAGUGCAGAAAUGCCAAUUGUAUUCAUUCAAGCAAUAUUCUACCUAGGAAUAAUCGCCGUAGCUCGUCUAGCCCGCCCGAAUCUGUCAAAACUAUGCUACCGUCGCGAAGAAAAGAGCGUAUUCUUGAUACAAACGGGCUUCAAAUUAAUCGCAAUUUGGUCCAUUUUCGCCGCCUACGCAGUCCCGUUCUUCUUCAUUCCGUUCACGGUUCAUCCGCUCGUAGGGUGGAGUGUCUAUUUAUUGGGUUCAUUUUCUCUGUGUUGCGUAGCGAUCAACGCUUUUCUGCUACCGAUGCUUUACGUUUUAGUACCGUGGCUAUCAAUCGUGAACGCCCUUUUGGUGAUGGCUUACCCGUGGUACCCGGACGGGAUCGUGCGGGCCCUCUCGGUUUUCGGGUACGCGUUUUGCUGCGCGCCGUUUCUUUGGGUGGCGUUUGUGAAAAUAUUGUCGUCGCUUCAGGUUUCUUUGGAAAGGGAAGCUUUCUUGCCGAGACUGGGCGAAAAUGCUUCUCCGGCCGGGUUCAAUAAGCUGUACUGAAAAGAAAGAAAAAGAAAAAACGAGAAAACAAACGAUUUGCUCGAUUAUUAAAAGGAUUGAUGUUUCGAAUGGAUUGUUGAGAGGAGAUUGAAGAUGGAAGUUUUUUAAUCUCAUCAUCCCUUGUAUUUUUUUUUCUUUUCUGUGCAGCUAUUUUUAUAUACAUAUGGAGCAAAAGGGGGUUUUUUUUCCUUAAUUAUUGGAAAGUGGAUUGUGUAAAAUGUUACUUCUUGUACUCAGAAACAUUGAAAUCUCCUCUUUUUCUCUCCUCUAUCUUCAUUAGAUAUUUAUGAUGAUUAAUGGGUUUUACAGAUAAA
This is a messenger RNA of Erythranthe guttata (spotted monkey flower), 2054 nucleotides long. Its product is annotated as putative glucuronosyltransferase PGSIP8. The record is from RefSeq and is a predicted model, not a curated record. Lineage: Eukaryota; Viridiplantae; Streptophyta; Magnoliopsida; Lamiales; Phrymaceae.